AUGUCAAAUAUCGACGUUUCCAUUAUUGCCGGAUCCUGUUUCCUUGAUACCUCUUUCAAUGAAAAUCGUUUAUGGAUGGGUAUUUUGGAACCUGGUUCAAGAUGGAUCAUAUAUGGGCGCGUUUCAGUCACGUACAUUCUGGGCGAUGGUGCCCUCAUUUUCGGGGCUGGACUGCAUCCCAACGAGCUUCAAAGUUUCGACGUCUAUUCCCCAUCCACACAUACACCAUUGGAUCUUUCAGUUUCCUUGGGAUCAAAAAGUCUUGACAAAUUUCCAUUGGACGAACUGAAGUCUCGACUUUCCAAAGUUUUCGGUCCAGAUUCGGAAAGUUUUCUACUUCCUAUCAUCGAGGCGUUAAUAAGCGCGACCGAUAAAAUAUCACCAAUGUCUUCGUUCUUCCUAUUUAAGCCGUUACCUUCACGUGUCUGUGAUUCAAUUGAGGAAGUCAGACAUGCAAAACCCCUUAAAAUAUUGUUGUGUGGCCCAAAAAAUGUUGGCAAGUCGACAUACAUGCGCUACUUAGUCAAUCGUUUGGUGACUUCUACGACAAAGGAGGCAGUCGCCGUACUAGAUUGUGAUGUCGGUCAAACUGAGUUUACGCCUGCAGGAAUGAUGAGCCUUUCUCUGAUAAGUAAACCAUUACUAGGUCCCCCAUUUACUCACCCCCUUGGGACAGCUUCGCGAAGAUGCUUCUUCGGCGAUCUGACACCAUCAACCAAUCCAACUUUCUACGUACAGUGCUUGCGAUACGUCUUUGACGCCUAUAAACAGUUUGAGUCACUUAACUGUCCCUUGUUAAUUAACACAAUGGGUUGGACACAAGGUUAG
Molecule: messenger RNA, 828 nt
Organism: Dibothriocephalus latus
Lineage: Eukaryota; Metazoa; Platyhelminthes; Cestoda; Diphyllobothriidea; Diphyllobothriidae
Source: the annotation of a GenBank genome assembly